Chilo suppressalis (striped riceborer) is the source of this 1545-nucleotide messenger RNA. Lineage: Eukaryota; Metazoa; Arthropoda; Insecta; Lepidoptera; Crambidae. The record is from the annotation of a GenBank genome assembly.
AUGGAGACUGAAAGGAUGAUAGAAGACACGAUACCACCACAGGUGACGUCGCUAACAUGCCUGGACACGGGUGUGCGGCCGGCGCCGAGCAGCGCGGCGUACGCGGCGGAAAGAGACGCCUGCCUCAACUACUUCGCGCGGUGGAGCGAGACAGACCAGGUUGAAUUCGUGGAACAGUUGUUGGCCCGCAUGUGCCACUACCAACACGGCCACAUAAAUGCCUACCUCAAACCUAUGCUGCAGAGGGAUUUCAUCAGUAUGUUGCCCAAGAAAGGCCUCGACCACGUAGCGGAGAACAUACUGUCGUACUUGGACGCGAGCUCUCUCUGCGCGGCCGAGUUGGUUUGCCGCGAAUGGCAGCGCGUCAUAUCUGAGGGGAUGCUGUGGAAGAAGCUCGUCGAGAGGAAGGUCAGGACCGACUCGCUGUGGCGCGGGCUGGCAGAGAGGAGGGGAUGGAUCCAAUAUUUAUUCAAGCCGAAGCCGGGCUGUCAGCACCCUUCCCACUCGUUCUAUCGACAGCUGUACCCCAAGAUCAUACAGGACAUCCGCUCCAUAGAGGACAACUGGAGAAUGGGCAGGCACAACUUGCAGAGGAUAAACUGCAGAUCGGAGAACUCGAAGGGCGUAUAUUGCCUGCAGUACGACGACAACAAAAUUGUGUCCGGCCUCCGGGACAACACCAUCAAGAUAUGGGACAGAAAAACGUUGCAGUGUAUGAAGGAGCUCCAAGGGCACACGGGUUCCGUACUAUGCCUGCAGUACGACGAGCGGGCCAUAAUAUCGGGUUCCUCCGACAGUACGGUCCGGGUGUGGGACGUUUGUACGGGGGCCAUGCUCAACACUUUAAUACACCACUGCGAGGCAGUGCUGCAUCUCAGAUUCUGCAACGGGAUGAUGGUUACUUGCAGUAAGGACCGUUCAAUAGCCGUAUGGGACAUGACCUCCACCACGGAGAUCAAUCUGCGGCGAGUUCUGGUCGGCCAUCGCGCCGCCGUCAACGUCGUCGACUUCGACGAGAAAUAUAUCGUCAGUGCCAGCGGGGAUAGGACUAUCAAAGUAUGGAACACUUCAUCUUGUGAAUUCGUGCGCACAUUAAACGGACACAAGCGAGGCAUUGCCUGCCUUCAGUACCGGGACAGACUGGUGGUGUCUGGUUCAUCGGACAACACUAUCCGUCUGUGGGACAUAGAGUGCGGACAGUGCAUACGAGUGUUGGAGGGACAUGAGGAAUUGGUGCGGUGCAUACGUUUCGACAAUAAGCGGAUAGUCAGCGGCGCGUACGACGGCAAGAUUAAAGUAUGGGAUUUACCCGCGGCACUCGAUGUUCGCACUCCACAUCAGGAACUGUGCCUAAGGACGCUAGUGGAACACACCGGCCGAGUGUUCCGCCUCCAAUUCGACGAGUUUCAAAUCGUGUCGUCAUCUCACGACGACACGAUUCUAGUGUGGGACUUCCUCAACUACGGGGGCGCCUCCCCGGCCGCCGCGCCCGCGCCGCACCCGCGCCCGCGCACCCCAGACCACGACAGGGACCUCUAUGACUAG